UAUAAUGAUCUUCCAUUAGAUAUUGCUGCUGAGAUUGCUAUGCGUCUCACUUUAGUUGAUUACUUGCACAUGCGCACUACUUGUACAAUGUUUCGGUCGGUAUCCCCUCCUGUUGAUUGGAAGAAGAAGGCCCUGGAAGGGUUGGAGCUCCCUCCACUGUCCCAAUGGCUUAUCUUCUUCGAGAAAGAUGGUGUUUGCUCCUUGGUUGACCCAAGACAUGGUGACAAGUAUCUAAUAAGCUUACCUCCUUCAUUAUCAAACUGUGGGAUUUACUAUUCAAAGAAUGGGUGGCUGCUAAUGUCUGGGAAUACGAAUUCUACAUUCCUGUUUAAUCCGUUCACUAGAAAAAUCGUCCCAUUUCCAAAAGAUGAUAUUCCCUAUCGUUUCUUUACUUCUAACAUGGGCUUUUCCUGCUAUCCAACCUCUUCAGAUUGUUUGGUUGUUGUGUUUGGUCAAAAGUUCUAUGAAAAAGUUAACCUAAGCUACACUCGUCUAGGGGGCCAAGGAUGGACGGAUGUUGACUUUGUCUUCUGUGAAAAUAGCCCGGUAUUCUAUCAGGGAGCAUUCUAUUGUUUGGGACGUGGUGGAAAUCUUGGAGUUCUACAAUUUACAGCCGGUGAGGUCACCUGGAGAGUUCUUCCCAAGCCUACAAGGCCUUGCUGCUCCUACCAUCAGAACUUUCUGGUGGAAUGUAAUGGGGAGCUUUUGUCUGUGUUUGUUGGUGAAUUUGGAAAAGGGGUUCGGAUUUUCAAGCUGAAUCACUUUCCAAUGGCAUGGAUCGAGGUUGAAAGUUUGGGACAUUAUAUGAUUCACAUCAGUCGUUCUUCUUCUCUUGCUGCAAUGGCAACAGCCCCUGGCAUGGAGAACAAAAUCUACUUCCCCAGAUUCUGUGGCCAAAGUGGUCACAGCAUUGUGUUUUACUCUCUCGAUACAAAGAAAUUUCAUUCAUUUGAGAGUGGGGAUGCAGACGAAGAUUUCUAUAGCACUAGAGCACAAUUGUGUUCCUGCUGGAUUGAACCUACUUGGUGUUGA
Theobroma umbraticum is the source of this 1032-nucleotide messenger RNA. Its product is annotated as F-box/kelch-repeat protein At1g57790-like. NCBI's taxonomy places the organism in Eukaryota, Viridiplantae, Streptophyta, Magnoliopsida, Malvales, Malvaceae. The record is from RefSeq and is a predicted model, not a curated record.